This is a messenger RNA of Fimicolochytrium jonesii, 2901 nucleotides long. RefSeq lists its product as uncharacterized. The coding region runs from base 1 to 2901 and encodes 966 amino acids. NCBI's taxonomy places the organism in Eukaryota, Fungi, Chytridiomycota, Chytridiomycetes, Spizellomycetales, Powellomycetaceae. The transcript is spliced from 5 exons. The record is from RefSeq and is a predicted model, not a curated record.
AUGUCAGACAGCUACUCCCCCAAUACCCCUGCCCGAGUCCUCAAGACCCCCCACCGAUCCAGCACCAGCACCGUGCGAGUUCCCUCGACAACCACACCCGGCUUCACCUGGAACCGCACCAACGGCCUCAAACGCAAACCCACCAGCAAUAGCCCGUUCCCACUACCUUCACGCGACGUACCCUCCGAAGACGAUUUCUUUGAUCUGGCGCCAAAGAAGAAACGGAGUACCCCGAUUGGGCGGCGGAAAGGUGGCGAGGGUGGGAGUGGGAAUGGGAGUACUGGGAGAAGCACGACGGUGAACAGGAAACCGGUGGAAGUGGUGGUGGAUUCGGAGUCGGAUGAGUGGACGGUUGAGACGCCGGUGGCCAAGAAAGAGGGGCGGAAGGGUCGGGAGGGUGGGUUAGCAUCUGCGCGGAAAAGGGGCCCGGAGAACGUACCCGUGGGUGGUGGGUUGAGUGGAAGGAAUGGGGAUCUGAUAGAAGUGGAUUUAACGGCGGAUGAACCGGGGGAGGUGACUGUGCCUGUGCGGAAGCCUGCGAUGCUGAAACGAAAGGCCGGUGAAGUGGGCGGCGCGGUGCUGACUGGACGGAAGCCUGCGAACGAACGAACGGCGGAGGACGACCUAAGCGGCGUGGUACUCCCCAAGCGAACAGCUGCCCCGAAUCGAACACCUGACGACUCGGACAGCAUGCUACUCCCCAUGCGAACACCAGCGCCAAAACGAAAAGCACUUCCCAUCCCCAAAUCCGCACCCGCCAUCUCUCACCACCAUUCCCAAUCCCGCAACCCAAACCCAUCACCCGCCAACCUCGCACCACCUCUCGCCUUCUCAACCCUCAAAUCUCGCCCACCACCCACAAAAAGCCCCUCAGCCUCCCCAUCAACCUCCAAAAUCUCCCCCGCAGAACGCAGCCGCCGCCACACCCACUUCAUCGAAUCCCUCUACACGCUCUACAAACCGGCCAAGUCACAAUCCCCAUACCGGUUCUCGUCACGCCUGUCCUCACCGAUGCACAUCCCGAGAACCGCGGGGAUGAGUGGUGGGAGUCUAACGGGCGAAUUGGUGCAUGAUGUUACGUUUCCGGAGUUGGAGGAUACGAAGGGGAGUGAUGGCGUGGAGAACGGGAUCGAGAACCGGAUUGAAGCGGGGAUUGAGGAGUACGAGGAACGCUCGCCGACGCCGAUUGCGGAACUGAGUGUCGGGAAUGAGUGUUUAGUCGGUGUCGACGAUGUUUGUGGAUUGUCUGGCGAUGGUCCUGGAACUGGCAACUUAUCUGAACCCGAUCUCGACGCCGGUGGUCUCGGGUUCGAUUUCGCUCAUCUUGGCGAUGAUCUCGGUCUUGACGACGCGCCAUCCCCUCCCUUGCUAGUCACCGCAGACAACAUACCCACAUUGCCUUUCGAUCUCGCCGCGUCUGAAUCACCACCACCACCCACACAACAGCGGACGCAACGCAAACGGAGUUUGACGCCUGAUCUUAUUGACGAGACGGCGAGUCCGCCCAAACGAUCUAAAGUAUCACCCAAAACAGUGCGUGAUAGUCAUCCUCGUGAUAAAAGUCCCGUUGUGAUCGACCUCGAUUCCGAUUGCGGCAUCCCCGACUUCCCACCACCACCACAACAGCGACAACAGACAAAGGUGACACCGAUCAGCACGGCUAAGCGAGACACGGCGCGGAAAGCGUUGCCGAGGGAGGCUGGGGACCCGCGGAGACCGGCAAACGGGAGCGGUGUUAGUGGGCGGUAUGACGCAGGUCGGAGUGAUGAGGAGAUGGGUAUGAACGACGUCAAUGGAGGAGAAGCUGGUGGAGAGGAUUAUAUCGACUGCCCACUCUGCUCCAACCCCUUCCCCCUCUCCACCAUCGCAGUCCACGCCGCAACCUGCCAAACAGACUCCGACUCCCCCCUCCCCACCUCUCCGCAUCAAAAUCACACAGUCCGCGGCGAACCCUCCCGUGCCCCGCCGCCGCCACCACAGCAAGCUAGUAAAGCCGACCGAGCGAAGAGGUUAAGUGAGAUGGCGGAACGACGACGGAAACGCGUCGUGGGUGAACGUAGUAGUAGUGAGGAGGAGGGGGUACUGAGGGGCGGUGUGAUUGGCGGCGGGAAGGAGCAGGGCAUUCGCAGGUUUUUUCGGAAAGAGGAUGCAGUACCUGCAGUGAAAGACCGGACAGCGACACACAGCGAAUCGCGGAUCGUGCAAGUGGACUCGGUUUCUGAGACCGGGGGUGUGAGCGAGCGUGAGGGUGAGGACGCGCUUGCAGCUGCGUUGUUUGGGGAGAGUGGUCCGGUGACAAGGGCGGUGGAUAAAGGCAAGGGACGAGCACUGGUUUUCACUUCGGAUGACGAAGGGGAUGAUGAACAGGACGACGACCAUGGGAUCGGUCUUGACGCCGAUCGCGACGACAGGACCGGGCUCACCCUCACCACCACCCCCACAUCCCUCUCCCAACCCCUCGUCGACGACCCCCUCUCAUACUCGCACGGAGAAGACGACGACGACGAACAACUCUCCCCCCUCCUCGGCUUCGAAAACCCGACCUCCACCGCCGGCCGGCUCGACUGGCUGCUCGCGCCCACACCCCUCGACGACGCCGCCGUCGCGCGGAAGGAGGCGAGGAGGGUCAAGAAGGCCGAGAGGGAUCGGGAGAGUGGACGGGGGAGGGGUUGGGCUGCGGGUGCGAGGAGCGCGAGGAGGGCGAGGGGGAGGGGUGGAGCGUGGCGAGGAAGAAACGCACCCCGAGGCCGCCGGACCAGUCGCGGCGGUGGCGAUGGGGCACGCACCACCACCAACGCCCUACCGGCACCAAGAAGGAACUACUACGCGAACGACGACCCCGGGUUUACGGACCGUGAUGUGGGGAUCCAGUGGGAGGGGUUUGCGGGGGUUACGUUUUGA